This is a messenger RNA of Durio zibethinus, 986 nucleotides long. The record is from RefSeq and is a predicted model, not a curated record. NCBI's taxonomy places the organism in Eukaryota, Viridiplantae, Streptophyta, Magnoliopsida, Malvales, Malvaceae.
CAUUUGAAAUUCUAUUUCUACGGGCAUACUACAUGUGUUCUGUACUUGUGGGUUCAGAUCUGGGGUUUUCUGGUCCUAGAAAUGGCGGAGAAGGUGACGACAAUGGUGCUGAAGGUCGACCUGCAGUGCUGUCGCUGCUACAAGAAGGUCAAGAAAGUACUCUGUAAAUUCCCUCAAAUACGAGACCAGAUAUACGACGAGAAGGCCAACACGGUGACAAUCACGGUGGUAUGCUGCUCUCCAGAGAAGAUCAGGGACAAGAUAUGCUGCAAGGGUGGUAGAUCCAUCAAGAGUAUUGAGAUCAAACCACCUCCAAAACCCAAGGAGACUGAGAAGAAACCCGAAAAGGCUAACGAACCGGAGAAGAAAAAACCUGAACCUGAAAAGCCUAAAGAACCCGAGAAGAAAUCUGAAAAGCCCAAGGAGCCUGAGAAGAAACCUGAAAAGCCUAAAGAACCUGAAAAGAAACCUGAGAAGCCGAAAGAGCCCGAAAAGAAGCCAGAGAAACCAAAAGAACAGGAAAAAUCACCGCCAAUGGCCUAUCCGCCGAUUGGAUUUUGUUGCACGGAUUGUUAUCAUGGACAUGGUGGAGGCCCUUGCCACUUUGGUGGACCACCCCCACGCCCAUGUUAUGUGACCUAUGGUAGGCCGGUUUGUGAUAGCUGGGGCUGCCGCGGCGCCGGCUACAGUUACUGUUUUACCGAAGAAAACCCGCAAGGUUGCUCAACCAUGUAACGUGAUACAUGUUAAUGAGCGCAUCGUCAAUUCAUGACAUCACUGAUAAUCAUCUUCUAGUUGUCUCCGUUGAAUAUUCAGUCACUUUUAAUUGCAUGUGAAUUUGUUUUUUUUUUUUUUGUUUGAGUAUAUAAAGGUUUUUACAGCUCGUACGAAAAAGAUUAAUAAAGGUUGGUGGUGGAAUUGGUGGAGUCUUUAAUAAUUAAUAAAAAAAAAGUUAAAAGUCUCUAUUGUAUAGAUGAUUUGCUUUU